Molecule: messenger RNA, 1193 nt
Organism: Ruditapes philippinarum (Manila clam)
Lineage: Eukaryota; Metazoa; Mollusca; Bivalvia; Venerida; Veneridae
Product: failed axon connections homolog
Exons: 6
Coding region: 81-992 (303 amino acids)
Cellular component (GO): cytoplasm
Source: RefSeq, a predicted model, not a curated record
CACAAUUCAUUACUAAAACAUACACGUGAAUAUUGAAUUAAGUUAAAUUGCGCUCUUUAAUUGAAUGAAACCCAAAAAAUAUGUUCUUUACAAUCGCAGUUGUUUGUGUUAUUCUUGCUUUAGCUACUUUUGGAUUUUAUUACUAUAAAUACAGAAUAGCAAACAAGAUUCAAGCCCCGAAAGAUGUUGUGGUUCUGUACCAGGUUGGUCGGGGACCGCGUGCACCAAGUUUCUCACCAUUUCCGAUGAAGCUAGAAACUUUUCUUCGGAUGGCAAAAAUACCGUACAUAAAUGACCACGCGGCACGUUUCUCGAGUAAAGGAAAGACUCCUUGGAUUGAGGUGAAUGGUCAGGCCAUCCCUGAUAGUCAGUUUGCCAUCGAGUUUAUAAAGAAAAAGUUUGGAGUGGAUUCAAACAUCAACUUGUCUGAGGAUGACAAGGCUGUAGCGAGAGCGUUCUUAAAACUAACUGAAGAAAACCUGUAUUGGACUAUGUGUAUAGAGAUGUUUGGUGAUAAUCUUGAACCCGUGAAAACCGUGAUACCAUACAGAGGGUUUAAACUCUGGCUGACCGUGACAUUGCUGCGCAGAGCAUUGGCUAAACAGACUUGGGGACACGGUAUCGGUCGGCAUUCAAAAGAUGAAGUAUGGGAUGUAGCAAUGCAGGAUAUGAAUGCCCUUUCAAGUUUUUUAGGUAGCAAGAAGUUUUUGAUGGGCGACGAACCGUCAGAAGUGGACUGCGCAGUGUUUGGUAUGAUAGCUCAAAUAUACUGGCACAUGCCGGGGUCUAGACACCAGGUCUAUCUUAAAGAAAAUUUGUCAAAUUUAGUGGACUACAUAAAUAGGAUGAAAGAGCGUUUUUGGCCUGAUUGGGAAAACGUGACUUUAGAGGGAACGGGAUACAGAUCGGAUCAUGGUGAGCUGCACGUGCCGGAACAGAUGAAGAAGCUGAAUGGACUGUCAGAUUUUUCUCGUGAGAACGGCAAGGGAUGACCUACCAAAAAUUAUCGCACUUUCUGCAGUGUAAAUCGGUUCGAGAAACCUACACUUACAACAAUGUUCUGUAUAGUAUCAGUUAACUAAUCAACUGAUAUUUUUAAAAUGUUGAGAUAAAAAUACAAGUAGACCUAUUAAUGUAUAAAUCCAGUUAUCCUGUCAUGUGAGGACAACAGAAAAAUAAAUGUAUUUGUUUUA